Molecule: messenger RNA, 1290 nt
Organism: Mus pahari (shrew mouse)
Lineage: Eukaryota; Metazoa; Chordata; Mammalia; Rodentia; Muridae
Gene: Cdr1
Product: cerebellar degeneration related protein 1
Source: RefSeq, a predicted model, not a curated record
AUGGUGAUUGAGAAGACACCAGAAAACCUGAAUGUCAAAAAGCCGAUACACUGGAGACACUGGGCAGUUGUUGGAAGACAUAAAGAUGCUGGAAGAUGUGGAGAUGUUGGAAGACAGGCAGAUGCUGGAAGCCCUGGAGAUGCUGGAAGACUUGGAGGUGAAGGAAGACUCAUGCACUCCUUGGAAGACAUGGAUUUUUCCGAAGACAGAUUUUGGGAAGAUGUGGAUUUUCAGGAAGAUGUAGAUUUGUGGAAGGCAUUUUCAGGAAGAUACAUAGAGUUCCUGGAAGACGUGGAUUUUGGGGAAGACAUGGAUUUCCUGGUAGAUGUGGAUUUGAUGGAAGACAAAGAUUUUCUGGAAAAUUUGGGUAGGAUGGAAGACCAGGAGAUCCUGGAAGACAUAGAUUAGGAAGACCUGAAUUGUCCGGAAGACUAGGAUUGUUUGGAAGACAUUGAUAUGUGGAAGACAUGGACUGAUCUGGAAGACAUGAAAUUUCUGGAAGACAUCAAUCUUCAGGAAGAUAUUAAUCUUCAGGAAGGCAUACAUCUUCAGGAAGACACACAUCUUCAGGAAGACAUAUCUUGGCUGGAAGACCUGGAGUUAUUGGAAGACGUGAAUUUUCAGGAAGACAUAGAUCUAUUGGAAGACCUGGAUUUAAUGGAAGACAUUGGUAUCUAAGACUUGAACUGAUGGAAGACAUAGACAAGCUGGAAGACCUGGAUUUUUCUGGAAGACAUAGACUGGUUGGAAGACCUGGAUAUUUUUCUGGAAGACUUGGGAUUUCUGGAAGACCUGGAUUUUGUGGAAGACAUUGAUUAUUCUGGAAGAUGUAGAUUCUUCUGGAAGACAUGGAUUUUCCCGGAAGACAUGAAUUUUUCUGGAAGACGUAGAUUUUUUUUCUGGAAGACAUGGAUCCCUUGGAAGACAAAGAUUUUCCUGGAAGACACAGAUUUUCCUGAAGAUCUAGAUACCGUGGAAGAUCUAGAUACCGUGGAAGACUGAAUUUACUGGAAGACUCUUGAGGUUGUUGGAAGACGUAUAGCAUCUGGAAGACAUAUUUUCUGGAAGAUCAUGAUUGUCUGGAAGACCUUGACAGUGUUGGAAGACUUGAAGUUGCUGGAAGACCUGGAGAUGUUGGAAGACCUUGGUACUGGCACCACUGGAAACCCUAGAUAUUGGAAACAUUAUAAGCACAGGAUUUUUGGAGACACUGGAAGGCUUGGAUUUUUGAAAACAUUGGUUACUGUGGACAUUAAAGUCUUUGGAGGCCCUGAAUGUUGGAAUACUUGA